Molecule: messenger RNA, 598 nt
Organism: Rubroshorea leprosula
Lineage: Eukaryota; Viridiplantae; Streptophyta; Magnoliopsida; Malvales; Dipterocarpaceae
Source: the annotation of a GenBank genome assembly
CCUUCCAUCCCCUCUUAUAAAACGCAUCUCUGAAAAUUCCACAGGUCAUAAACCAGACAGAUGGCAGCUCUUCUGAAACAUUCUUUGCAAAACAAGGAGGAAGAACAAGAAGAGGAGGAGGAGGAGCUGUUUGAGAUCAAUCUGGAGGCAGUGAACAGCAUCCCUCCUCCUCCCCAUUACUGUGAAACCCAUGUCACUGCAACAGGUAGUGCACUCUUCGCCAAUUGCCUGCUUCCAAUUGCCGAUGUCUCCAGCGCCAUUCCAAUGUCUAAAGCAUGUAACUUUCUGUCAAUGGAGGGAACAAUUGCCGAGGGACUGGUGGCUGCUGCCGUCGUCGAGUUAUUGCCGUCGUUGCCCACAAAAUUUCUUGUUCAACACAAGGAAAUGAGAGCAUGAUCAAUUAAUCCAUUGGUAGGAAAGAUUGAUAUUCUUUCAUGUAAUAGGGAAGGGAAACUAUGAAUUAUAUAUAUGAAAUGGAAUGUUAGAAAAUUAAUUGGGUUGUUCAUUUUAUGGUGUUAGAUUUCAGCCCAUGGUUCUUUAUUACCUUAUUUGCCUUAACUUCUGGAAAUGUUGUUUCUAGUAAAACAAAGAGACCUGG